AUUUUCUCUGUGCUUAAGGGUAAAUAUGUGCGAGUUGGUUAAAAUUCUUCACCACCCUUGACUAAUAAUGUGCCAAAUCCUCUCAAGACUGAUGGCCACGGGGACUCAUGGCCUGACAUACUACAGCUGAAAAGGCGUAGGGAAGAAGCCUGCUUGACUGUAACAGCUAGUGGCAAGUGUAAUUUGGCUGGUUCUUCCAAGAAAGGUCCCCAGCAUGGAAACUGCCUACCUGAAGAAGUACUUUGGAAACUGCCUGACCCAGGCGCUGGCAGAAGUGGCAAGAGUGCGGCCCAGUGACCCAAUAGAGUACCUGGCUCACUGGCUUUACCAUUAUAGGAGUAUAACUAUAGCUGAAGAGAAGAGAAGGCAAGAGAAGCUACAGCUUAAGGAAGCACAUGACAGAAGCUCUGAAGAAGCAAAAACAACAGAAAUGCUGAAAGAAGAAGGCUAUCAGAUUCAGCAGAAGUGUGAAAAGUGUCACCAGGAACUACCCUCGACCUCUUUUUCCUCAGACAAGACCCCAGCCCUGCAGGAAGACAUGGCACCCCUUGAGGAGAAGACUAUGAGGCAGGAAUCUCAACCAGGUGCCUCGCAUGUGAUUUCUGAGGUGUCUCCAAGGGCUAUUCCCUCAUAAAAAAUUUAAAAAAAAAAAAAAAAAAAAAAAAGCCUGCAAGAGGAGCACUCAUCUCAUCUAAGAUUUAAGAGACUAAGAAGGAAUGGGAGGGGUCAACUGAUUCUCUGGUCUGUUAGCCAUAACUACCUUUAAUCAUGUGAAGUUUUGAAUUAGCUAUUAGAGAAAAGUGAACUCAGAACAAGAAUUAAAAAUAGUAAGUCAUCAAA
Molecule: messenger RNA, 840 nt
Organism: Mus pahari (shrew mouse)
Lineage: Eukaryota; Metazoa; Chordata; Mammalia; Rodentia; Muridae
Gene: Dydc2
Product: DPY30 domain containing 2
Exons: 4
Coding region: 215-634 (139 amino acids)
Cellular component (GO): Set1C/COMPASS complex
Source: RefSeq, a predicted model, not a curated record